UUUUGUUUUUUUUGAUUUCAGUGGUUAUCAGGCAGCCUGAUAUAAAUAUAAAGCAGGGAUUCAGGGGAAUUGACAGGUUCCCAUUGCAACCAUGAAGUCUUUGGUCUUUAUUCUGCUCAUUGGAGCUGCUUUUGCCACGGACGACGAUAAGAUCGUCGGAGGGUAUGAGUGCACCCCUCACUCCGAGCCCCAUCAGGUGUCUCUGAACUCAGGGAGCUACCACUCCUGCGGUGGCUCCCUGGUCAAUGAGUACUGGGUUGUGUCUGCUGCUCACUGCUACAAGUCUCGUUUUGAGGUGCGUCUGGGAGAGCAUCACAUUGGAAUCACCGAAGGUACUGAGCAGUUCAUCAGUUCUUCCUAUGUCAUCCCACACCCCGACUACAAAGUCUACACCCUUGAGCAUGACAUCAUGCUGAUCAAGCUGGGCAAGCCUGCCACCCUCAACCAGUACGUGCAGCCUGUGGCUCUGCCCAGCAGCUGUGCCUCUGUUGGCACCAUGUGCAGAGUCUCUGGCUGGGGCGUCACCAUGAGCUCCUCUGUUGAUCGUCACAGGCUCCAGUGCCUGAACAUCCCCAUCUUGUCUGAUGAAGACUGUCACAAUUCCUACCCGGGCAUGAUCGACUAUACAAUGUUCUGUGCUGGAUAUCUGGAGGGAGGCAAGGACGCCUGCCAGCUUGACUCUGGUGGUCCUGUUGUGUGCAAUGGUGAGCUCCAAGGUGUUGUGUCCUGGGGCAUUGGAUGUGCUGAGAGGAACUACCCUGGUGUCUACUCCAAGGUCUGUGUGCAGACUGAGUGGCUGCUGACCACAAUGGCCAGCUAUACUGCCUCAGAGAUUGGCUCCUCACUGACCAAUCAAGAUGCUCAGAAAGCAAAGGCAGCACUCCCUGUGGGUAUAAAAUCAGGACUUGAGCUGAAGAACUCUCAUCGACAGGUUCACAUAGCAACCAUGAGGUCUCUGGUCUUCGUUCUGCUCAUCGGAGCUGCUUUUGCCUUGGAGGACGACAAGAUCGUCGGAGGGUAUGAGUGCACCCCUCACUCCGAGCCCCAUCAGGUGUCUCUGAACUCUGGCUACCACUUCUGCGGUGGCUCCCUGGUCAAUGAGUACUGGGUUGUGUCUGCUGCUCACUGCUACAAGUCCCGCAUUGAGGUCCGUCUGGGAGAGCACCACAUCAGAAUCAAUGAGGGAACUGAGCAGUUCAUCAGCUCCUCCCGUGUCAUCCGCCAUCCCAACUACAGCUCCUACGACCUUGACAAUGACAUCAUGCUGAUCAAGCUGAGCAAGCCCGCCACCCUCAACCAGUACGUGAAGACUGUGGCUCUGCCCAAGAGCUGCGCUCCCGCUGGCACCAUGUGCAGAGUCUCUGGCUGGGGCAACACCAUGAGCUCCCUUGCUGACGGUGACAAGCUUCAGUGCCUGGAGAUCCCCAUCCUGUCUUACAGCGACUGUAAUAACUCCUACCCUGGCAUGAUCACUGAUGCCAUGUUCUGCGCUGGAUACCUGGAGGGAGGCAAGGACUCUUGCCAGGGUGACUCUGGUGGCCCCGUUGUGUGCAACAAUGAGCUGCAGGGUGUCGUGUCCUGGGGCUUCGGAUGUGCCGAGAGGGACCACCCUGGUGUCUACGCCAAGGUCUGCAUCUUCAACGACUGGCUGGAGAGCACCAUGGCCAGCUAUGUGUUUUCUGAUCAUUCACCAGACACUAUGAGACUGCUGGCUCUGCUGCUGAUGGUUGGAGCUGCUGUUGCAGUUCCCCGUGAAGAUGGCAGGAUCAUUGGUGGGCAGGAGUGUGAGCCUCACUCUCGUCCAUACAUGGCCUCCCUCAACUAUGGCUACCACUUUUGUGGUGGUGUGCUCAUCAACAAGCAGUGGGUGCUCUCUGUUGCCCACUGUUGGUACAACCCCUAUUCCAUGCAGAUCAUGCUAGGAGAACAUGAUGUGCGAGUGUUUGAGGGUACAGAGCAGCUCAUGAAGACCGACACCAUUAUUUGGCACCCUGAUUAUGACUACCAGACUCUUGAUUAUGAUAUCAUGCUGAUCAAGCUCUUCCACCCUGUGGAGGUGACUGAGUCAGUUGCACCCAUCCCAUUACCAACCGGGUGCCCAGUGGGAGGGCUCCCUUGCUCUGUGUCUGGAUGGGGAAAUAUCGCCCCGGAUGGCGAAGAGUCGUUCAUGCCGUUCCGUCUGCAGUGUUUGGAUGUGCCCGUGGUGGAUGAUCAGGCUUGUGAGAAUGCCUAUCCUGGCAUGAUCACACGCAGAAUGUUUUGUGCCGGAUACAUGGACGGAGGCAGAGAUGCAUGCAAUCGUGACUCUGGCAGCCCUCUGGUGUGUGUUGGAGAAGUUCACGGCCUGGUGUCAUGGGGUCAGGGAUGUGCUCAGCCCGGAUACCCAGGUGUCUACGUCAAAGUGUGCGAGUUCCUCUACUGGAUUGAAGACACUUUGGCAGCCUAUCCCUGAAGAAAUGUUUCUCCUCCCUUCCCCCAGUGUAUUCCCCUCUAUUUACUGUAGUUUAUUAGCACGCAUUCUUAUUUUCUCUAACUUUCCCCCAGCCUUUUCUUGAACAUCUUUAUUUUAUUCAGCCUUUCCUGUCUCUUUUGGAUCGCAUAACUUUUCCCCCUCAUAUAUACAGACUCAACACACAUGUGGCAGAAAUCUGAAAAAAUAAAGAAAUGAAAUCUCUUGAUAAA
Amphiprion ocellaris (clown anemonefish) is the source of this 2682-nucleotide messenger RNA. Its product is annotated as transmembrane protease serine 9-like. Bases 92 to 2452 code for a protein of 786 amino acids. The transcript is spliced from 18 exons. Lineage: Eukaryota; Metazoa; Chordata; Actinopteri; Pomacentridae. Gene Ontology annotation, molecular function: serine-type endopeptidase activity. Gene Ontology annotation, biological process: proteolysis. The record is from RefSeq and is a predicted model, not a curated record.